This is a messenger RNA of Leptonychotes weddellii (Weddell seal), 5802 nucleotides long. The record is from RefSeq and is a predicted model, not a curated record. NCBI's taxonomy places the organism in Eukaryota, Metazoa, Chordata, Mammalia, Carnivora, Phocidae.
UCGGGCCCGCGCGUCCUCGCCCCUCCGGCCGCCGUCCCGCGGACAUGACCGCGUAGCCUCCUCCUGGGUUGGUAUUUGCGGUAAAGUCUUCUUCAUGGAAGCGAUGUCCCCCCAGCAGGAGACUCUAGGGGGGCAGCCGGGGCGCUCCUCUUCCCUGACAGGCGUGUCUCGGAUCGCGGGAGGCCCCGGCACCAAGAAGAAAAUGAAAACACUAGCAGAAAGGAGGAGGAGUGCCCCAUCUCUUAUCCUGGAUAAAGCCCUACAAAAAAAGCCCAGUACCAAGGAAAGUCCUGCUGCCAGUGUGGACACAUGUACAUUUCUCUCCUCAUUUGUGUGUUCCAGUAGGACUCUGCUAAUUGAUGGCCGGGUAGAGCUCAAACGAGGUCUGCAGAGGCAGGAGCGGCAUCUUUUCCUGUUCAACGAUCUGUUUGUUGUGGCCAAAAUCAAAUAUAACAACAACUUUAAGAUAAAAAAUAAAAUAAAAUUAAGUGACAUGUGGACAGCAAGUUGUGUGGAUGAAGUGGGAGAAGGCCACACCAAUGCCGUGAAAUCCUUUGUCUUAGGCUGGCCCACAGUGAACUUUGUGGCCACUUUCAGUUCUCCAGAACAAAAGGACAAAUGGCUCUCUCUCCUUCAGAGAUACAUCAAUCUAGAGAAAGAGAAGGACUACCCGAAGAGCAUUCCCCUCAAAAUCUUCGCCAAGGACAUUGGGAAUUGUGCCUAUUCUAAAACUAUAACAGUAACGAAUUCAGAUACAGCAAAUGAAGUUAUCAACAUGUCACUACCCAUGCUAGGGAUAACUAUUUCCCCAGAUUCAGGUCAGAAGACAUUUAAAAGGAGACGAUCUAUCAUAAACUGGGCCUUCUGGCGUGGUUCUAGCACUCAUCUGGAUAACUUGCCCAUGUCGCCAACAUCUCCUAUGCCAGGCCAGCUCUUUGGAGUCUCUCUCCCAGAUAUUUGUGAGAAUGACAAUCUGCCUAAACCUGUCUUGGAUAUGCUUUUCUUUCUUAAUCAAAAAGGACCUCUCACAAAAGGGAUCUUCAGACAAUCGGCCAAUGUGAAAUCCUGCAGAGAGCUAAAAGAGAAACUGAAUUCUGGAGUUGAAGUACACCUAGACUGUGAAUCUGUUUUUGUGAUAGCGUCUGUCUUAAAGGAUUUUCUACGAAAUAUUCCAGGAAGUAUUUUUUCAUCAGAUCUCUAUGAUCACUGGGUCUGUGUCAUGGAUCAAGGAAAUGAUGAAGAGAAAAUAAAUACAAUUCAAAGGCUAUUAGACCAGCUUCCGAGAGCCAAUGUUGUUCUCCUAAGGUAUCUUUUUGGGAUAUUACACAACAUUGAGCAGCAUUCCUCAUCCAAUCAGAUGACUGCAUUUAAUUUAGCGGUGUGUAUUGCUCCAAGCAUUCUUUGGCCUCCUACUUCCUCCAGCCCAGAACUAGAAAAUGAAUUUACAAAAAAGGUUUCUCUGCUUAUACAAUUUCUGAUUGAAAAUUGCUGUAGGAUAUUUGGAGAAGAAAUCACUUCCCUCUUGGGACAGGUUUCAGUGAGAUGUGAUACUAGAGAGAAUGCCUCAGAUAUCUCUUGCUUCCAACUGAAUGACUCCUCCUAUGACAGCUUGGAAAAUGAGCUAAAUGAGGAUGUUGAUGCUCCUUGUAGUGACUUGGUAAAGAAACUUGGUCAGGGUAGCAGAAGCAUGGACUCUGUAUUAACCCUCAGUGACUAUGACCUCGACCAGCCUGAGGUGGAAGGCCUUUUAACCCUGAGCGACUUUGACUUGGACCGUUCUAAAGAUGAAGACAUUCAGAUGGAACGGCCUCGUGAAUCCAAGCCAGUGAACAUUGCAGUAGCGUACGCAAAGGUCCCACUGCGCGAUCAUGCCAGGGCCCCAUCUGGCAUGAGCACACCCAGCUACCUGUCCACAGCUGCAGCAGAUGUUCCGAAAAGUCUGAGGCGACACCGUCGCUGCUCAGAGCCCAGCAUCGAUUAUCUAGAUUCUAAGCUUUCCUAUCUCAGGGAAUUUUAUCAGAAAAAGCUACGCAAGUCCAGCUGUGAUGCAAUUCUCUCACAAAAAGAUGAGGAUUAUCUGAAGCAGAAUCAACCCCUCCAGGAAGAGGGUAAGACCUAUUUUAAACAGAGUUUAGUCACAGGCACUGAUACCAAGAAAAAUGCCACUAAUAAAAAUGUUAAGAAGAAAAGCUUAUCUGGUAAUGAAGGAAAUCAUGUGAAACUUUUUUCUAAAUCCAAGCCAGUGGCCAUUUCUGUGGCAUCUUAUAGUCACAUAUCCUCACAGGAUCAUCCCAGGAACCAGCCCUUUGGUGCAGAUACAUCUGGAUACUCCCCACCAAACACAGCAGAUGCCCUCAAGGGUUCAAGGAGGCACCGGCGCUGCUCAGAGCCCAACAUGGAUGACCAGCACUGCAAACUGACCUAUCUCAGGGGAAUUUAUUCAAAGAAACAACAUAAAACUAGCUAUGAAGCUGGUCUCUUGCAUGGAGAAGAAGAUUAUCUCAAGCGGCACAAGUCACUGCAGAUGGAGGGGCAAAAGCUCAUUAAUCAGAGUUUGGUCAUGGGGAUUGAGGUGGGCAAGAGUAGUGGCACAAACCAAAACACUGAGAAGGGUUUACCCCCAAGAUUAAACAUCUGCCCAAGGACUAGCUAUUCCAGCUUGUCCUCCCCAGGAACUUCCCCAUCUGGCUCAUCAGUGAGCUCCCAAGACAGUGCUUUUUCUCAGAUUUCUGAACACUCUGUGUUUACCCCCACUGAAACUUCCUCUCCAAUAGAUUGCACUUUUCAAGCUCAAAGAAAACAAGAAGAGCUUUCUUCUGAUUUUAGCAAUUCCAGCCUCAUUUCUGCAACUCCUGGUCCCUCAUCAGGGCAGGCCAGCAGCCGCCUGGCUUAUACGAAAAAGGAUACUGUAGAAUGGCAUUCACAAAUACAUUCUGUAACUCUUCACCCAAGCACAUGGUUGAGAAAUGGUGUGGCCAGUUUGAAAAACUGGUCCCUCAAAAAGAAGGUAAGGGCAUCCAGACCAGAGGAAAAGAAAGUAAGUUUUCUAAAAGGACCCAUGGAGCCAUCUCCACAUGCUCCUGGUAUAUCAGAAGCCAACCCAGUACAAGAGAGACAGAAAGACAUGCCCCAAAGGGCACCUGAAGAACUUGGAACUGUGCAAACAGCCCAGUGGUACAGUUCUUACCCCAGCCAGGACUCAGAGAGACACUGUAGGUCUCCAUUCAGCCUAGUGGAGGACAGACUCAAGCUCUGUGCGAAGUCACACAAGGAUGGAGAGAAUAGUGAGCAGUGCUCUCCUGGUACUCUGCCUUGUAAGAGAUCCUCACCCAGCUCUUUGUCUGUGGAUGAUCUGUCCAGCCCAGACACAGAGCCUACAGUGGUUGGCGAUACUGGGGACCAACAUUUAGCCAAAGACAUUUAACCACAGUAAGAAUGUGAUGUGUAUAAGGACAGAGACAAGUCUAAGAAUCUGAUGUCUACAAGAACAGAAACUGGGCUAAUAGUGAUAUAAAGACAAGAUUAUUAUGACCCCUUUGUAUAAAUACAUGGGAUGGGUAGCAUAAGGAUAAUCACUGCUAAUACUUAGGACAACAAAAGAAUUCUCUUUAUUGAGACCAUUUGGCAACACGUUUAGACUAAAAAAUUUCAUCACCUGGAGGCUUUUCCUUAUUAGAGCCUGGGAUCGGUCCCGUCAUGUGUUUUUAGAGGUAUUAGCAGAGAGCCAGAGAAAACAUCUUCUGUAGAGGAAACAUGCCUUACAUGAGAUUAGUAUCCUGAAAAGGCCAGGAUAUCAUAAGUGAAGAAUAAGGACUGUGGAGAGAGGGGAAGGGUGCAGAGAAACAUACACAUUCCAUGGAAUGUUUUCAAUAACUACGCAAGAAAAAUGCCACUAAUCAUUAAAGUAUUAAAAAAAAAAAAAAAAGAAAGCAUGUCCAGUAUUGAAGGAAAUCAUGUAAAACGUUUCCCUGAAUCCAAGCUAGUAGGCAUUUCUGUGACAUUCUAUAGUCAUAUGCCCUCACAGGAAGAUUCCAGGAAUCAGCCCAUCGAUGCAGCUAGAAUGGAAUAAACUAGAAUGAUUCAACAGCCAUGAGUAUCAUAGUUUAUUUGUUGGUUGUUUCAUUGAUUUAUUUUUCCAUUGGUGUUCCACUGCUCUGCAAAGGCUCCAGGACAUAGAGCUCUGAGGAGAAAGAAGGAAAGGUUGCUCAUUUCGAUAUCCUUUUCAGAGGUGCUGUGCUUAGGGACAUUCUCCAGAAAUGCAACUUUUCCUAUUAGAAGGUGACCUCCUGACAGCAUUCAUUAUCCUAGUGUGGAGGAAAAGAUCGCCAAACCAGUCCUUUCUCUGUUACACGAAGUUGUUGCCAACAUGUGACCAAAGCAUGGCCCCUCUUUGCUGAAAAAUGUUUUUCUACAGCCCUGCCUCUUAGAUUAGCGAGCCAGAAAAAUUACUGAUAAAUUGUCCCUUUUCUGAUUGUCAUUGGCAGUUGAGUAAUUUUAAGUUGGCAGGUUUUAUAAAGAGUCACAGAAUGGAACGCCCACCAAAGCAGCAGUCGGGUCUUCUCAGACAGUCAUUGGCUUUGGAUUUUCUCACCUCCAGAAGUUUUACAUAUUUUUGUCCCAGAUGAUUCAUGGUUUAUAUUCCAUUAGUUUAUCUCAUAUCCAUGAAUACUUCUCCCCUCUCUUGCCUUAAAGAUUAUACCAGUAUAUCCCCUGGGUUAUCUCCAUGGAUUGGUUAGGCCUCACCAGCCAGUACGGAGGGAUAGAAUCAGGAAUGGAUGUGCAUCUUCCUUCAUUGUAACUACUUACUUAUAAGAAGUUCCUUAGAACCCAUUUGGCCUCUUUAGUUCACCAUCAGAUGGACCUUUCUCCCACAAACUAACUUAUACCAAAUUAUUUUUCUUGGCCACUAGAAAACUUUCAUGUCAAAUGUUCUUUCCCUGUUGUCCUAAAGGUUGCAUUUUUCAGUUAUAGAAAAAAUAAUAAUGUUUUCUGUAAAGUAGAAGUCCUUUCAGUAUUAGCUAUACAUGAUGCCUACCUCUACGGGACAUGGCCCUGUUGGCCCUAAGCAUUGUAAUUAACUCUCAGAACUCUGUAUCCAAAGAGCUCCUUCAUGACACUGGCCAUCUCAGUCACAGAUGUGAAGUAGAUUUUACCUUAUAAACAGCCACUCCUAUAUUUAGACUCCUGAGUGUCCAUAUGCAUCUUUUGUGGUAUAAUAUAUAAAGGCAACAGGGAUUCAUUCCCCUUACCCUUAGGGCAUACUACUGUCGGAACUGCAAGAUGUGAAAAAAGUUCUUACGGCUUGGAGUGUCUUUCUGGAAGAACUUGUUUCUCCACUUAACAAAAUAAUAGUUCUCUCCUUUUUUUCAUUCAUAUGGUUGGGUAGAAAAUUAUCCACCCAAUUUGAAGCAUAGAAGAAAAUAGAUGCUGAGGUUUUCCAUAACCAUUCCUAUUCCCUGUGUUCCCUUAGAUACUCCUGUAAUACUUAAUGUGAAUAGUUUGUUAAUAUUGCUGUAAAGUAUUAUAUUGUAUGAUUGGAAGACAGACUACGUGUCAUUUUAUUAUACUCUGUCAAUCUAUAAUAUAUUAGACUGAUGCUUUAUCUAAAAUGCUUUGAGUUUGUAUAAUAUAUCUUGACAAAUUUUACUACCAUAUGUAAUGUAAUAAAUGUGUAUUUUUGUACUUGCAGAAACUGCUGCUAACUUUUAAAGUUGUUUGGUUUUCGAAGCACUGAUAAUGGAUAUGUAUGAAGUCCAUGCUGUCUAUUAAAUAAAAAAAAAAAAUUCUGUAGCAUUAACAAUC